Molecule: messenger RNA, 1010 nt
Organism: Photinus pyralis (common eastern firefly)
Lineage: Eukaryota; Metazoa; Arthropoda; Insecta; Coleoptera; Lampyridae
Product: ankyrin repeat domain-containing protein 13D
Cellular component (GO): cytoplasm
Molecular function (GO): protein binding
Source: RefSeq, a predicted model, not a curated record
AGUAUCACACAUGACACACGUAGUGCAGUAGUGUAGUUUGUUUUGAGACAUUUGGAAUGAAUUCAGGUGUGUAAUUGUGGGAAAUUUAACACACGCCGAACUGGUAAAGUUAUACUUUUCGUAUUAAAAGAAAUGCCACCUUGAACGUGCUGCUGUAGGAGUACCGCCUAUAAGUUGUCGAACAAAAUAUUAUGGCUGUAAUAAAAAGUGGCGCCUUCUAUACUUCGCUGUAAUUUUUUAGAGACAGCACCUUGUAUGUUAUGACUUUAGAGGUAGGUACGCUAGCCACAUCUUUUAAUGUUGGCAGCUCUGGCGCAAGUGCUCAACCUGGAAAUUGACAGUCAAAAAUGAAUGAAUCCCUAUAAAGGUUUUUGUAAAUAGAUUUAUUAAUUAGAUUAAUUAUGCUUUUUCUAUAUAACUUUAGUCGAAUUUAGUUAACUUUUAAUAAAUCGGAUUCAAAAUGGUGUGCAGAGAAUUUAUCCAAACCGAAUAUCCACUGCACUGGUGCGUGUGGAACAACCAACACUCGGAACUAGAAACGCAACUAUCUCAAAAAAUUCACGAUGUAGAAAAACAAGAUAAUCGUGGUCGUACACCGUUAAUGCUCGCAGUAACCCUUGGUCACCUGGAGUCGGUACGCUCCCUUUUACAUCACGGAGCUAACGUUAAUUGCGACAACCCCGACGGAUGGACAGUCGUGCAGGAGGCCGUGGCAACGGGCGAUCCCGAGUUAUUACACAUGGUAUUAGCGGAACGCGAUUUUCAAAGAUACUCAAACAGAAUGGCAGGUAUACCGGAAUUGCUGCAGAAAUUGAAGCAAGCGCCGGAUUUUUAUGUUGAAAUGAAGUGGGAAUUCACCAGCUGGGUACCGCUUGUGUCACGUAUGUGUCCAAGUGAUACGUACAAGGUGUACAAGCAGGGUGCUAACGUGCGAAUAGACACGACUUUAUUAGGUUUCGAUCAUACCAGCUGGCAGAGAGGCAAUCGCAGCUAUAUCUUUCAGGGCCAAA